GUUUUUAGUCGAGGGCUGUAAUCCAAAUACACAUGCGCUCACUUUCAAUUCAUCAGCGAAAUUAUCUUCUUUUAUCAUGAUCUACAGUUUACACUGACUCUGGAUUUGAAAAAGGCUUUUUAACCUUUGUUUGGAGAAUGCCACAUGAAAAAACCCGCAGUAGUCUCUUGUCUGACACCCUGAACCGGAGAAGAGCUCUGACCCUCUCACCAGGUGGCAAACAUGUCAGCUGUCAGACUGAAAGUCCACUCAAGAUUCCCAGGAGAAGUUCCACAGCUAAAGAUGAGGAUAUAGAGACAUCUAAAGAUUGGAAAAAGAGCAGCACCAAGAUCCAUUGGACACAGCUGGCAUCAAAUGGUACGUCCCCCCAGUUAGAUCCCAGAUCAACCAGUGAUCGAGGACAAAAAACAUGGCAGGAAUUUGAAAGACGUCAGGUUAAGGUUAUCUUAGAAGAUGUCCUCCAGACAGAGAUCGGACAAAACUUUCUAAGAAGUAGCAGACAGAGUUUCCAACUGAAAAACCAAAAUGAGCCCAAAAGAACAGCCAGAGAGAGGCGAAGUGAUCAGACAUCAACAAGUGAGCUCAAAGACACGAGAAGAAGCAGUGUGUCAGUGAGAGGUAGAAAAGACUCUGCUGAAGCAAAAUAUUCUUCUCCAUGCCCAAAACAGACCGAAUCAACCCCUUGUACUGAAAAUGAAUCAUGUUCAUCCAAAGAUAGGAAAAAGAUAAAAAAAUCACGAGUCAAACAAACUAACUCUUCACUGAAACAAUCAGAGCUGUCUGAAGAAUCAAAUAACUCGUAUUCACCUAGAGAAAGUGACUCUCCAGAGAUUAGCGAUCAGUUGUCUGAACAGAUCAAGCCAUCUACAUUUAAAGAGACGGAAGCAACAUCGCUUGAAGGAUCUCCACAAAAUGAUGAAGCAGUUUUGUCUGAAUUUGAAUUGGGACACAGCCCCUUAUCAUCAAUAGAAGAGCAAGUUCACCUCAAAGAGGAUGACACUGAUAGUGAGCAUCUAACCAAUCAGAAAGAAAGUGAAGAAACACAAGAAUUCUCAGAGUAUACAGAAGAAGAUAUUAAGGAAACCCGCAAACGCGUGAAUGGAGAGGUGGUGCAGGAGUUGGAGGGGUUAAGGGGUAGUGUGUUGCGUCUCUCAGUCGGGGCUGAUGGGGAGGUCCCGCUCAAAAGAUGUCGUUUGGACAGCCUCUCAAGUGAACAGGUUCCUGGCUCAGACUCUGCCUCUGAGAGUGCAGAGGGACAGUCCUGUCAGCCCCUCCCAACUGAAACCAUUGUUCUCUCAAGUGAAGAGGAGGAAGAGGAGGAUGUGGUAAAAGACAAAGAGGAAGAGAUCUUAAACAUUCAGCCACCAGAGGGCGAUAAAGACAUGGAUAGACUAGAGACACCAGAAAGUAUAUAUGAGCAGAUACCAGUGCCUGAUUUUCAAUCGCACAUUACACGACUGUACACACAGAGUUGUAGCAUGAUGGAGUUGCGACUGUCUUCGCUUCAUAUCGGUGGAGUUAGUGCCAUAUCCAAUGAGAAUAUGAAGAUUACAACAGAGAAGAUCAUCAUUUCAUUAAAAGAUUCUUCAGUGAAAGUUUCUAUAUCGAUGGCAAGCGUGCGUAAAUACAGUGUGUGGGAGGGGACCAUGUUGAAGGGGUGUGAACUGGUUAAGGAUGAUGACAUCCUGCCCCCUUCUUUGCUGCUCCUAUGGCUGUCUGACACUCAGGCCCGCCAAAUGCACAAAGAUCUGUCCGUUAUCCAACCAGAGACAUGCCCAGAUGAAGGCAGCACGUGUGUGGUGCUGUGUUUGGCAGAGCCUGUUGCUGGCAUUGAGAGCGCCAUCUUGGCCUCACUAAUGGAUCUGGUGGCUCUCAACCAGGGCAGUCCAGAGCUCUUCUCCCCCCUCACACAUUCAGACUCCCUGAACCUGCUGCAGAGCUCCCAGGAAACACAUCUGCUCAAGCUACUGACGUCAAAAUAUGACAUGCAGACCAGUACUGCUGCACAGGCAACUGUAUCUGCCAUAAAGGACGCUGAUGUUCAGCUGAAGCCAGUCUACACGCUGUGCCACAGGAGAUCUCAUGGUUCCUACAGUGUUUCAAUGGAACCUGGGCUCGGGUCAGAAUGGACCCCGUACCGCCACCAAGGUCCUACACGCAGGUUGAUUCAGUUCCCUCCUCCGCCCUCUAAAGGAGCCCUCUCUGUGACAACAGAAGACUUGGAGUGUUUAGACAGUGGCGAGUUUCUUAAUGAUGUCAUCAUCGACUUCUACCUCAAGUAUCUUUUGGUGCAGAAGGCUCCACCGUCAUCUGUUGAAAGAUCACAUGUUUUCAGCAGCUUUUUCUAUAAACAGCUCACACGCAGAGACAAUGCGAAUGAAGACAGCACAAGCACACCAGCUCAGGUCAGAAGGCAUCAGCGUGUAAGGACAUGGACCCGUCAUGUAGACAUCUUUGACAAAGACUUCCUGUUUGUACCUGUCAAUCAAGAAUCUCACUGGUAUUUGGUGGUAAUAUGUUUCCCCGGGUUGGAAGAACCGCAGUGUGUGAACAGGGAAGGAUUUGGUGAGGAGGGUCUGUGUAAGAACGAGACUGAGAUCCAGUCUGACAACAGGUCCAACAGUGAUGAGGAUAAAGACGCAGAUGACAGCCACAAAAAGGCCAGUAAUUCUCAUGAACCCGUGAACUGCACGGAAAGUACCUGUAAGAGACAAACUAUCUGCAAAAGGCCGUGUAUUCUUGUCAUGGACUCCCUGAAGUUAUCUCUUCAUGAGCGUAUCUUCAAACUCUUGCGAGAAUACCUUCAGGUGGAGUGGGAGGUAAAGAGAGGUGGUUAUCGUGACUUUAGUGUUGAAAACAUGGAGGGUUUCCAUUGUAAAGUCCCUUUGCAGGACAACAGCAGCGACUGUGGCCUCUACCUGCUACAAUAUGCCGAAAGCUUUUUACAGGACCCAGUUGUACAUUUUGACUUGCCGCUGAGAUUAGAACGCUGGUUUCCCCGGCAAAAGGUUCGAGGGAAACGGGAGGAGAUUCGAGACCUCAUACUACACCUAUUCCGAUUUCAGCAAGGCUCUCUGGGAAAUGAAGCAUUAAUAGAUAGAAUAGAUAAUAGAAAUGUGAUUUAGUAGUGUAUAGUGUUUAGGUGUGGAUUAUUUUACACUAGAUGUAUUUAUAUUUGAUGUCUUGAAACAUUUUAUAUAAUUUUAUGCACUUGUAUACGUUGUUGCAAAGAUUUUAGAAGGAAAUAAAUUUCUUGAACUUUUUUUGCACUGUCAAAAAUUACUACUUUUUACCACAUGCCAUUGUAUAUUUCUCUGUGUUCCCUCUCAUCAGUGGUUUGGUUGUCAUGAAUGAAUGUGGGAAUGAGCAAAAGGCCUGGAGCAUACGAUUGGACAAGCAGUUGGGUGUAGCGUAAAUUGGUACUGUGAUUGGUCGACUUGGACGGGAAGAUUGAAAGUGAUGCAUAUGGUUUAAUGCUAACCAGACAGACUGAGAUUAGACGGAUUUAGAGACCACCCACCUUCUUCCAGUAAUCUCAGUAUUCCGGUCUGUGUACAUUGUUACUCUGUUUGAUAGAGGCUUAAUUUGAGACAGAUGGGGAUUUCUACAGUGUCUUAUCAGUUAGUCAUGUAAGGAAUUUAGACUAAAAAUGGGUGAAUGGUUACUGUUUUUGUGUAUUCACAUGCUUUAUUAAAAAUUGCCAAUGUACAUUAUGUAUGGCGCAGUUUAUAUUUAGUAAAUUCUUAUUCUGUUCAGCUCAAACUUUUCUGUUGAGUGAAUUGCCAAUGCUUUUACUGCAUUCUGGAAAUUUCUAAGCAAACCUUUCACUGCUCUGGAACAAUAAUAAAACUCACACACCAUGGUGUACUUUCUGCCAAACUGGGAUGAGGGUUGAUACACUAGCUGAACUUUAAAGAAGCAAAAUGGCUAACAUUACAGAGCAAUUACCUAGUAACUGCACUGAGGUAAAACAAUUUUAGACAACGUAUAUAUGCAUGUAAAUUGGUCAAAUAAUGUUUACAUUUGCGUUUAGAAAUUUAGCAGAUGCUUUUAUCCAAAGCGACUUACAAAACAGAAUGUUGCAGCAAUCCCUGAGACAUUAAAGGAACAGUUAAUCCAAAAUGAAAAUUCUAUCUUCA
This is a messenger RNA of Triplophysa rosa, 4139 nucleotides long. It is a transcript of the gene senp7, whose product is annotated as SUMO specific peptidase 7. The record is from RefSeq and is a predicted model, not a curated record. Gene Ontology annotation, biological process: protein desumoylation. Gene Ontology annotation, cellular component: cytoplasm; nucleus. NCBI's taxonomy places the organism in Eukaryota, Metazoa, Chordata, Actinopteri, Cypriniformes, Nemacheilidae. The coding region runs from base 138 to 3125 and encodes 995 amino acids. Gene Ontology annotation, molecular function: SUMO-specific endopeptidase activity. The transcript is spliced from 21 exons.